AUGGAGGAAACUGAGGACAGAGGCAGAAUGACCAGCCAGCAGGCCCUCUGUGCCCCCCCAGGGACCCCCAAAAAAACCUGCCUCUCCACGCUCAAAUUGUUCCUUAUGGCGCUGUCAUUUUCAUUCUUCUCCAAAGCGAUGACUGGCUCGUACAUGAAGAGCUCCAUCACUCAGAUCGAGCGACGCUUUGACCUCUCCACCUCCCACGUCGGACUCAUUGACGGCAGCUUUGAAAUGGGUAACCUGUUAUUGUUAGCUGUGGUCAGCCAUUUUGGGGCCAAACUGCACCGGCCCAGGCUGAUAGCUGCUGGCUGCACUCUGAUGGCCAUAGGGUCCCUGCUCACUGGACUGACCCACUUCUUCAUGGGACGAUACGAGUACAGCUCAGUGGUUCAGAAUUUUCAGAACCACAGUGUGAGUGUGGCUGCCUGUGUGGACCCUCUGAUGGAGCCGGAGCUUCAGACCCAGACUCCAGGGGAAGAGGACAAAGAGGCCUGUGUGAGAGACUCCAGCUCCUCCAUGUGGGUGUACAUGUUCCUGGGAAAUGCCUUGCGUGGGAUCGGAGAGUCCCCUGUCAUGCCUCUGGGAAUCUCCUACAUCGACGACUUCGCUGAAGCUGAGAACUCGCCAUUCUAUAUCGCUUGUCUCCAGACCAUUACGAUCCUUGGACCCAUGUUUGGUUUCCUGUUGGGCUCGCUUUGUGCCAAACUCUAUGUGGACAUUGGAUUUGUGGAUAUGGACAGCGUGUUGAUCACCCCCAAAGACUCGCGGUGGGUGGGGGCGUGGUGGCUGGGAUUCCUGGUUUGCUCUGGACUUCUCCUCAUCUCCAGUAUCCCGUUCUGGUUCCUGCCGCGCUCUCUGUCCAAACAAGAGGACAAAACAACACCCACCUCUGUGUCUGAGUGCGGGGCUGAAGCUGUCCUGGACCAGAAGCAAGAUUUAAAACUCAAAGACAUAGCUAAAGCCUUCUUACCAUCUCUGAAGCGUCUGUUGGGGACUCCCACCUACUUCCUGCUGAUUUGUGGCAGUGUCCUGAGGUUCAACUCUCUAAUCGGAUUCAUCACUUUCACAGCCAAAUACAUCGAGCAGCAGUUUGGACAGUCUGCAUCUAGAGCCAACUUUCUCAUUGGAGUGCUGAAUCUACCCGCUGUGGCUCUGGGGAUCUUCUUAGGAGGUCUCCUGAUGAAGAGGUACAAGCUGAGUAUCGUCUCGGGGGCACAGCUUUCCUUCGCCUCCUCCUUCAUGGCCUAUCUACUGAUCCUGCUGCAGUUUGGGACCAAGUGUGACAAUAUCCCUGUGGCCGGACUCACUGUGUCCUACAACGGUACCCAUGGCAUCCAGCAGGGCGGCUCUCUCCUGUCGGACUGUAACAGUGACUGCAUGUGCUCGACUGAAGAGUGGGACCCCGUGUGUUCAGACAAUGGCAUUACAUAUGUCUCCCCCUGUUUGGCCGGCUGCAUCAGCUCCUCUGGAUACGGCAAGAACACUGUGUUUAAUAACUGCAGCUGUGUGGACAUGUCGUACCCGGCGGGCAGCAGCAGCUCGGUAAAGCUGGGCCAGUGUCCUCACGCCAAAGACUGCACCCGGAGCUUUAAGUCGUACAUGGCUGUGUCCGUGCUCAGCUCCUUCAUCAUGUCUCUGGGGUUCACUCCUGGAUACAUGGUCAUUAUCAGAUGCAUUGUUCCUGAGCUCAAAUCUCUGGCUCUCGGGGUAGAAAUACUGGUCUCAAGGACUCUUGGUGGGAUUCCUGCCCCUGUGUAUUUUGGAGCUUUGAUUGACUCGACUUGUUUAAAAUGGGCUGUUAAAAAGUGUGGAGGAAGAGGAGCCUGUCGCAUCUAUGACUCUGAUAUGUACAGGAUCAUCUUUCUGGGUCUCAUCACAGUACUAAGUGGAUCUUCUUACAUCUUCAUCAUUGCUGUGAUCGUCCUCCUCAGAAGACAGUACAAAAAACCAACAGCCGAAGGAGUCGAAGUCAAAGGAGUCGAGCUUCGGAAACCAAGCUCUGCUCAAGCCUGCAUAAUUUUAUCUAAAACUGCAAAAUUACAACAAGAACGAGCAUCAAAACCCACAACUGAAGUCUCAAAAGAAGUGCAAGUCCAGUGUCCACCAGGGGGCAGUAGUCCUGUAACAGAAGAUAGUGGGUCAAGUACGAAUAACAAGACUGAGUUAGAAGCAACCAUAUCGCCAAAUCAAGAAACUGGUGUCAGUGAGAAAUGAACUCUUAAAUUAUGUACAGUU
This is a messenger RNA of Boleophthalmus pectinirostris (great blue-spotted mudskipper), 2238 nucleotides long. It is a transcript of the gene slco1e1, whose product is annotated as solute carrier organic anion transporter family, member 1E1. Gene Ontology annotation, biological process: sodium-independent organic anion transport; transmembrane transport. NCBI's taxonomy places the organism in Eukaryota, Metazoa, Chordata, Actinopteri, Gobiiformes, Gobiidae. The coding region runs from base 1 to 2217 and encodes 738 amino acids. Gene Ontology annotation, molecular function: protein binding. The record is from RefSeq and is a predicted model, not a curated record. Gene Ontology annotation, cellular component: membrane. The transcript is spliced from 14 exons.